GGUGGAGCGACACUCGCCCGCUCAGUUGGCGCGAGCAGUGUGCGCAGUCCAGUCUGUAGAUGCGUGGCUUUAAAAAAGGGAGUUGAGUUGCGACUGGGUUCAACGCGAGACUAGUGACUGAACACUGACCUCACUCAGGAGGAUUGCUCCGCAUUGCGGUGAGGCUAUGCCGGCUCUGAUAACUAAAAACUCCGAUAUGGAGUUCGACUCCCUGCAGCCUUGCUUUUAUCCCGACGAAGACGACUUCUACUUCUGCGGCCCACCUAGUGAGGACAUCUGGAAGAAAUUUGAACUCUUGCCUACGCCUCCUCUUUCCCCGAGCCGCGCUGCGCUUCCCGGGGCGACCGGAGACAUCGGCUCGGCGACUGGGGUCGACUGCACGCUGCCUCCGGGGCUUGGAUUAACGGAUCCGCUGGACUGGGCUUCCGAGCUUUUCUUGCUUCCGGAAGAUGACAUUUGGGGAGCGCCGGAGGGCGACCUUUUCGGCUCGGCUAUGGAUACUAACGAAAACUCUAUAAUUAUUCAGGACUGCAUGUGGAGCGGCUUCUCCGCCCGGGAGAAACUCGAACGGGUGGUCAACGAGAAGCUAGGACUCGGUAAAGCCACGGUGGGCCCAGUGACUGGGUCGUCGGGGGCGUGCAGUAAAAGCGCUACAAGCGUCAAAGCACCAGUCGAGACCGAGUUGAACAGCUCCAUAUCGGAGUGCGUGGAUCCUGCGGUGGUGUUCCCGUUCCCGGUGCACAAAAGAAACGGUGGCAGCAGCAAGACAAUGGGCGGCCAAACUGGGACGGUCAUUUCACCCGCUGUCAACAGUGUUCAGGACGACACCCUGAGUGACUCUGAUGACGAUGAGGAGGACGAAGAAGAAGAUGAUGAUGAAGAUGAUGAGGAGGACGAGGACGAUGAUGAUGAUGAUGAGGAGGAAGACGAGGAGAUUGACGUGGUGACGGUAGAGAAACGGCGUUCGGGUUGGUCAGGUGCGGGGGGCGUGGGCAGUAAACCCCCGGUCGAGCUCAUCCUGAAGCGUAGUGCGGCUGCCUCCCUUCACCAGGAGCAGCACAACUACGCCGCCCCAUCCCCUUACACCUCCGCCUGCCAUGCCAGCUCCGCAGACUCCCCCCUAGGGGGCGCCGCGUCUGCACCCCCCAGCAAGCGCCACAAGUCCGACCGGCUCAAACCAGCUUCGCCCACUGCUGCAUCGACAGCACUGUUAACACCGUCAUCGUCGUCCUCAGGUAACCGGCAUCGUCGAGUGGAGGCGAGCGGCAACAGCCCUCUCCGCACCAGCGGCGGCAGCUCCGACUCGGACGACUUUGAGCGCCGGCGCAACCACAACAUCCUGGAACGGCAGCGGCGCAACGACUUGCGCUCCAGCUUCCUGACGCUGCGCGACCAGCUGCCCGAGCUAGCCAGCAACAACAAAGCGGCCAAGGUUCUCAUUCUGAAGAAGGCCACCGAGUAUGUGGGCUCCCUUGAGACCCAACAGCGGCGGCUGCUACAGGAGAAGGACAGAUUGCAAGCACGCCGUCAACAACUGCUUCGCCGUCUAGAGCAGGCCCGGACACGCUAACAGCUAACGCUAAUGGCUACUCCACAGCUAUCACUAGCUACUCCACAGCCAAAAGCUAACAGCUAGCUAGUUGGCACUCUACUUUACGGCUAAUAGUUAGUUAGCUAGCAGCUAAUGGGAAGCUAGCUUGCCACUCUGCUAGUUUGCUACCUUGACAGCAAAGACUCUUUUUCAGCAGGGACAUUACCUGAGUUGAGUAAUCAGAUGCCACCCAAUUUGGUGAUGUAUGCAUGAAUGAGUGUGUUGAUGGUGUGUGUGUGUGUGUGUGCGUGUGUGCGUGCAUAUGUUUGUAUGCAUGUGUGAAAACCUGUGCAAAAAACUACAGUAUGUGAACUCUGCAGAGAGGACCGUCUGUCUCUCGGAGCUAAGAAAACAAAAGGAGAAAAGAGAGAAAUCUAGCUGUUGGGACUCAAGAUUCACUGCCGCCACUUUCUUUGCACAUUUAUAGACGUCAAGAAUGUUCAGGGUUUUACUUUUUUUAUAUCCACUCAGAAGAACAAAAACUACACACAGAGAGGAUGACAGAAUGAAAACGAGGUGAUCGAUCAUCUGAUCGAUCAGUAGAGUGAUGUAUCAAUGUAGGCUUUCUCAGAUCGUCUUUUUUAGUACAUAAAAACAGAAACUUCCACGGGCAUGGUUUGACUGAAUGGACUGGAAAUGAAAGUCUGGAAAUGAAAGGAUGAAUGAACUAAUGUCAUUUACCUGCACUCCUUCAGCAAAACACUCCCACUACACACACACACACACACACACAGCUCACAGUUCAUUGAAUUUGACCCUCCCUAUUGGCUUUUAAGUGUAUUCAGCCAAGCCUCACUCACUACUAUGACCUGCUAACACACACACACACACACACACACACACACACACAUAUUCAUACAGACACACAAACACGCACACUGUACACCUUACACAGUUUUUAAAACCUCUAUAGUCAGGGGCAGUAAAUGCAGGGGUUUCCUCUCUCACUGGUGCUUAGUAAAACUGUCAUACCUCUUUAUACCUUCUUACGGGACACUUUUUUUGUAAAUACCAGAUUAAGCAAAACUCUCAGUCUGCCUUGCUUUUUGUACUUAACUGUCUUUUUUUUUUUAAAAUUCACACAAAAUGUAUCGCAAGAAUCUGCCAAUAACUAGACUGGAUGUUGACAAAGUACUGUACGACCUCCAUUUUUGAGGAUCAAGAGACGUUUUUUUGUAUAAUAUUAUGAUGAACUAUUGUUCUUUUUGUUCUUGUUACUUUUUCAUAUUAUUCCUCUUUAUAUUGAUGUACCACGCCCUUACUAAUUCCCAUACACCUCUACAAUUUAGUGUGCUCUUGAUACAUACUAAAAUUUUAUACUUAUAUUUUCGUAUGAAAAUGAGUUCUUAGUAGAUAUCAUGUUAUCUUGUUUGCUUACAUGUUUGUUUGUUUCUCCUCUUUCUUUUAAAAGUCAUUCUUUUUGUACAGAUAAAGUGUUAAAUCUUUAAUAUUCCUUUCCUAUUUUUCCUUUUUCAUGUUUAUAUAUUUGUAUCUUUUGGGUGCAUAGAACUGGUUCAAAGGAAAGGAAAAAAACUAACAUUUUUUAUUGUACUUUAGUGCUGUCACUCAGAGCACUUUGAAAUACCUCAUUCAGAUAAAAUAAAUAGACAUUCAAAUCAAAACAAA
Molecule: messenger RNA, 3217 nt
Organism: Sardina pilchardus (European sardine)
Lineage: Eukaryota; Metazoa; Chordata; Actinopteri; Clupeiformes; Clupeidae
Gene: mycn
Product: MYCN proto-oncogene, bHLH transcription factor
Exons: 3
Coding region: 167-1570 (467 amino acids)
Biological process (GO): regulation of transcription by RNA polymerase II
Molecular function (GO): protein dimerization activity; DNA-binding transcription factor activity, RNA polymerase II-specific; RNA polymerase II cis-regulatory region sequence-specific DNA binding
Source: RefSeq, a predicted model, not a curated record